Messenger RNA from Serinus canaria (Common canary), 8830 nucleotides. It is a transcript of the gene MYO7A, whose product is annotated as myosin VIIA. The record is from RefSeq and is a predicted model, not a curated record. The transcript is spliced from 48 exons. Bases 46 to 6579 code for a protein of 2177 amino acids. Gene Ontology annotation, cellular component: cytoskeleton; myosin complex. Lineage: Eukaryota; Metazoa; Chordata; Aves; Passeriformes; Fringillidae. Gene Ontology annotation, molecular function: protein binding; ATP binding; cytoskeletal motor activity.
UUUAGGUCCAUUCCUGGUGAUUGCUGAUGUGUUUAAACAGGAACCAUGGUCAUUCUACGACAGGGGGAUUAUGUGUGGAUGGACCUCAAAACCGGACGGGAAUUCGACGUUCCCAUUGGAGCAGUGGUUAAACUGUGUGACUCUGGACAGAUCCAGGUCGUGGAUGAUGAAGGCAAUGAGCACUGGAUUUCCCCGCAGAAUGCCAGCCACAUCAAACCCAUGCACCCCACCUCCAUCCAUGGAGUGGAGGACAUGAUCCGCCUGGGGGACCUGAAUGAGGCAGGAAUUCUCAGGAACCUGCUGAUUCGCUAUCGGGAGCACCUCAUCUAUACAUACACUGGUUCAAUACUGGUGGCAGUAAAUCCCUACCAGCUCCUGCCUAUCUACUCACCCGAGCAGAUACGCCUCUACACCAACAAAAAGAUUGGUGAGAUGCCACCACACAUCUUCGCAAUUGCUGACAACUGCUACUUCAACAUGCAGCGCAACAACAAGGACCAGUGCUGUAUCAUAAGUGGAGAAUCUGGAGCAGGAAAGACAGAAAGCACAAAACUGAUUUUGCAGUUCCUGGCAGCAAUCAGUGGUCAGCACUCCUGGAUUGAGCAGCAGGUCCUGGAGGCAAAUCCCAUCUUGGAAGCUUUCGGGAACGCGAAGACCAUCCGUAAUGACAAUUCCAGCCGGUUUGGGAAGUACAUUGACAUCCACUUCAACAAAAGGGGAGCCAUAGAGGGGGCAAAGAUUGAGCAGUACCUGCUGGAGAAGUCCCGGGUGUGCAGGCAGGCCCAGGACGAGAGGAAUUACCACGUGUUCUACUGCAUGCUGAGAGGAAUGACCGUGGAGCAGAAGAAGAAGCUGGGUCUUGGGAAAGCCACGGACUACAACUACCUUGCGAUGGGUAACUGCACGACCUGUGAUGGCAGAGAUGAUAGCAAGGAGUACGCCAAUAUCCGCUCCGCUAUGAAGGUCCUCAUGUUCACCGACACUGAGAACUGGGAGAUCUCCAAGCUGCUGGCUGCCAUCCUGCACAUGGGCAACCUGCAGUAUGAAGCUCGGACCUAUGACAACCUGGAUGCCUGCGAGGUUGUUCAGUCAGCAUCGCUCAUCACUGCAGCAACAUUGCUGGAGGUUGAGCCUCAGGAUGUGAUGAACUGCCUUACCAGCCGGACUAUAAUCACCAGGGGGGAAACUGUCUCCACCCCUCUCAGCAUGGAACAAGCGCUGGAUGUGAGGGAUGCUUUUGUAAAGGGAAUUUAUGGACGACUUUUUGUGUGGAUCGUGGAGAAGAUCAAUGCUGCAAUUUAUAGACCUCCUUCCCAGGAACUCAAAAGUAUCAGGAGAUCCAUUGGCCUUCUCGACAUCUUUGGCUUUGAGAACUUCACUGUGAACAGUUUUGAGCAGCUUUGCAUUAACUUUGCGAAUGAAAACCUGCAACAGUUCUUCGUGCGUCACGUCUUCAAGCUAGAGCAGGAGGAGUACAACCUGGAGAAUAUCAACUGGCAGCACAUCGAGUUCACGGAUAACCAGGAUGCCUUGGACAUGAUUGCCAUCAAGCCUAUGAACAUCAUCUCCCUCAUUGACGAGGAGAGCAAGUUCCCCAAGGGUACAGAUGCCACCAUGUUGCACAAGCUGAACUCCCAGCACAAGCUUAACACCAACUAUAUUCCUCCGAAGAAUAACUACGAAACCCAGUUUGGCAUUAACCAUUUUGCUGGAAUUGUUUACUACGAAACAAAAGGUUUCUUGGAGAAAAACAGGGACACGCUGCAUGGAGACAUCAUUCAGCUGGUGCAUUCCUCAAAAAACAAAUUCAUCAAGCAGAUCUUCCAAGCAGAUGUGGCAAUGGGAGCGGAGACAAGGAAGCGCUCGCCGACGCUCAGCAGCCAGUUCAAGCGCUCGCUGGAGCUGUUGAUGAGGACUCUCAGCGUGUGCCAGCCCUUUUUUGUCCGCUGCAUCAAGCCCAAUGAGUACAAGAAGCCCAUGCUGUUUGAUCGGGAGCUGUGCGUCCGUCAGCUGAGGUACUCAGGGAUGAUGGAGACCAUCCGCAUCCGCCGGGCUGGGUACCCCAUCCGCUACACCUUCGUGGAGUUCGUGGACCGCUACCGGGUGCUCAUGCCUGGGGUGAAGCCAGCCUACAAGCAGGGUGACCUGCGUGGGACCUGCCAGCGCAUUGCUGAAGCAGUGCUGGGGAAGGAUGAUGACUGGCAGAUUGGCAAGACAAAGAUAUUUCUAAAGGACCACCACGACAUGCUGCUGGAGAUUGAGAGAGACAAAGCCAUCACAGACAAAGUCAUCCUCAUCCAGAAGGUGGUCCGUGGGUAUAAAGACAGGUCCAAUUUCCUGAAAGUGAGAAAUUCAGUCCUGAUGAUUCAGAGAUACUGGCGUGGGCAUAACUGCAGGAAGAACUAUGGUGCUAUGCGGAUUGGCUUCCUGAGGCUGCAGGCCCUGUACCGAUCCCGCAAGCUCCACCAGCAGUACCACAUGGCUCGCCGGCGGAUCAUCGAGUUCCAGGCACGGUGCCGGGGCUACCUGGUCCGCAGGGCUUUCCGCCACCGCCUCUGGGCUGUGCUCACCGUGCAGGCUUACGCCCGCGGCAUGAUCGCCCGACGGCUCUACAAGCGCCUCCGGGGCGAGUAUUAUCGACGCCUGGAAGCAGAGAAACUUCGGCUGGCAGAAGAGGAACGACUUCGAAAGGAGAUGAGUGCCAAGAAAGCCAAAGAAGAAGCAGAAAAGAAACACCAAGUACGCCUGGCCCAGCUGGCACGGGAAGAUGCAGAGAGAGAAGUAAAGGAGAAGGAGGAAGCGCGUCGGAAGAAAGAGCUCUUAGAAAAAAUGGAGAGAGCUCGCAAUGAGCCAGUGAAUGACUCAGAAAUGGUGGACAAAAUGUUUGGAUUCCUGGGGACAACUUCCUCCCUUCCUGGCCAGGAGGGACAGGCACCCAAUGGCUUUGAGGAUCUUGAGCAAGUCCAGAAGGAGCUGGAGGAAGAGGACCUGGAUGCAGCAUUGCCUCUCCCUGAGGAGGAGGAAGAAGACCUCUCAGAGUACAAAUUUGCCAAGUUUGCUGCCACGUAUUUCCAGGGCACAACAACACACACGUACAUCCGCCGGCCCCUCAAGCAGCCUCUCUUGUACCAUGAAGAUGAAGGAGACCAGUUGGCGGCCCUUGCUGUAUGGAUCACUAUCCUGCGUUUCAUGGGAGACCUCCCUGAGCCGAAAUACCACACAGCCAUGAGUGAUGGUGGUGAGAAGAUACCAGUAAUGACAAAAAUCUAUGAGACUCUUGGGAAGAAGACCUAUAAGAAAGAGCUGCAGGCUCUGCAGGGAGAAGGAGAGAGUACUCAUGUUGAUGGGCACAAGAAGAACAGUGUGCGGCACAAACUGGUCUCCUUAACACUCAAGAAGAAAUCCAAACUGACGGAGGAGGUGACAAAGAGACUUCAUGAUGGUGAGUCCACGCUGCAGGGUAAUAGCAUGCUCGAAGACCGACCCACUUCCAACCUGGAGAAGCUCCAUUUCAUUAUUGGUAAUGGCAUCCUCAGGCCAGCCUUAAGGGAUGAAAUCUACUGUCAAAUCUGCAAGCAGCUGACUCAGAACCCUUCCAAAAGCAGCCAUGCUAGGGGUUGGAUACUGAUGUCCCUUUGUGUGGGAUGUUUUGCUCCUUCUGAGAAGUUUGUGAAGUAUUUAAGGAACUUCAUCAACGGAGGCCCCCCAGGUUAUGCUCCCUAUUGUGAAGAGAGGCUGAGGCGGACAUUUGCCAACGGGACAAGGACACAGCCACCCAGCUGGCUGGAGCUGCAGGCAACCAAGUCCAAGAAACCGAUCAUGCUGCCUGUCACCUUUAUGGAUGGGACAACAAAGACACUGUUGACAGACUCUGCAACAACUGCUAAAGAGCUCUGCAAUUCUUUGGCCGACAAAAUCAGCCUGAAGGACCGAUUUGGCUUUUCGCUCUACAUUGCACUUUUUGACAAGGUGUCCUCGCUGGGGAGUGGCAAUGACCACGUGAUGGAUGCUGUGUCCCAGUGCGAGCAGUAUGCCAAGGAGCAGGGAGCGCAGGAGCGCAACGCGCCGUGGCGGCUCUUCUUCAGGAAGGAGAUCUUCACCCCCUGGCACAACCCCAGCGAGGACAACGUGGCCACCAAUCUCAUCUACCAACAGAUCGUGCGAGGGGUGAAGUUUGGGGAGUACCGGUGUGACAAGGAGGAGGAUCUGGCAGAACUGGCUUCCCAGCAGUACUACGUGGACUAUGGGUCAGAGAUGGUACUGGAAAGGCUGCUAAAUCUAAUUCCAUCCUACAUUCCAGACAGAGAGAUCACAGCUUCAAAAACAGUGGAAAAAUGGGCUCAGCUCAUUAUAGCUGCACAUAAAAAGGGAAUUUAUACUCAGAAGAGGGCAGACCCAAAAAAGGUCAAGGAAGAAGUAGUGGAUUUUGCACGUUUCAAGUGGCCUUUGCUGUUUUCUCGGUUUUAUGAAGCCUUUAAGUUCUCAGGGCCAAGCCUGCCUAAAAAUGAUGUGAUUGUAGCUGUCAACUGGACAGGGGUGUACUUUGUGGAUGAACAGGAGCAGGUUCUCUUAGAGCUCUCUUUCCCAGAGAUCACAGCUGUGUCAAGCAGCAGAGGAGGAAAGCUGCAAGGGCAGAGUUUCACCCUGGCCACCAUUAAAGGUGAUGAGUACACUUUCACCUCCAACAAUGCCGAGGAUAUCCGGGACCUGGUGGUGACCUUCCUUGAAGGACUAAGGAAACGAUCCAAGUAUGUGGUCACCCUCCAAGACAACCCAAAUCCAGUGGGAGAAGAAUCUGGGUUCCUCAGCUUCCUUAAAGGAGACCUGAUAGUUCUGGACCAGGACACAGGAGAGCAAGUGAUGAACUCGGGGUGGGCUAAUGGGUUCAAUGAACGGACCAAGCAGAGAGGGGAUUUCCCAACUGAUUCCGUCUAUGUCUUGCCUACCGUCACCAUGCCUCCGUUGGAGAUCGUGGCCCUGGUCACAAUGACCCCUGACCAACGACAAGAUGUUAUCAGAACCUCUCAGAUGGCAGUUUCAGACAGUGAAGAAAGAGUUAAGCCAUACACCUUGGAGGAAUUUUCCUACGAUUAUUUUAGACCACCUCCAAAGCACACCCUCAGCCGGGUCAUGAUCACCAAGAGCCGUGGAAAGGACAAGCUGUGGUGUUACACCCGCGAGCCCAUCAAACAGCCACUGCUGAAGAAGAUCCUGGGCAGCGAGGAGCUGUCCCAAGAAGCCUGUAUGGCCUUUAUUGCUGUGCUGAAAUAUAUGGGUGACUACCCAUCCAAAAGGACCCGCUCAGUCAAUGAACUGACAGACCAAAUAUUUGAAGGUGCCUUGAAAGCUGAACCCCUCAAGGAUGAGAUCUACUGCCAGACCCUCAAGCAGCUCACGGACAACCACAUCAAAUACAGUGAAGAGAAAGGCUGGGAGCUGUUGUGGUUGUGUACAGGCCUUUUCCCUCCGAGUAACAUCCUCCUGCCCCACGUCCAGAGGUUCCUGCAAUCCCGGAAACAUCACCCCUUGGCAGCAGACUGCAUCCAGAGACUCCAGAAAGCCUUGAGGAAUGGAUCCAGAAAAUACCCACCCCAUCUGGUAGAAGUGGAAGCCAUUCAACACAAAACGACCCAAAUUUUCCACAAGGUUUACUUCCCUGAUGACACCGAUGAGGCAUUUGAGGUGGAAUCCAGCACGAAAGCCAAGGACUUCUGCCAGAACAUCUCCAACAGGCUGCUCCUGAAGUCCUCUGAGGGCUUCAGCCUCUUUGUCAAAAUCUCCGACAAGGUCAUCAGUGUGCCGGAGGGAGAUUUCUUCUUUGACUUUGUGAGACACCUGACAGACUGGAUAAAGAAAGCAAGACCAGCAAAAGAUGGAAUAGUGCCUUCCCUCACCUACCAAGUGUUCUUCAUGAAAAAACUGUGGACCAACACAACGCCUGGAAAAGACUCGAUGGCAGACUCAAUCUUCCACUAUUACCAGGAGUUACCAAAGUACCUGCGUGGCUACCACAAGUGCUCACGGGAAGAGGUCCUGCAGCUGGCAGCUCUCAUCUACCGAGUCAAGUUUGAGGAUGACAAGUCCUAUUUCCCCAGCAUCCCCAAACUCCUGAAGGAGCUGGUGCCUCAGGACCUCAUCCGGCAGCUCUCUCCAGAUGACUGGAAAAGGUCCAUCGUGGCAUACUACAACAAACAUGCAGGAAAAACAAGAGAAGAAGCCAAGCUUGCCUUUCUAAAGAUUAUCUUCAAGUGGCCUACAUUUGGAUCAGCAUUCUUUGAAGUGAAGCAAACUACAGAGCCAAAUUAUCCAGAAAUCCUUCUAAUUGCCAUCAAUAAGCAUGGAGUCAGCCUCAUUGAUCCCAAAACCAAGGAUAUUCUCAUCACUCACCCCUUCACCAAGAUCUCCAACUGGAGCAGUGGCAACACGUAUUUCCACAUAACCAUUGGCAACUUGGUGAGAGGAAGCAAGCUGCUCUGUGAGACCUCCCUGGGGUACAAGAUGGAUGAUCUUUUGACCUCAUACAUCAGCCAGAUGCUGACAGCCAUGAGCAAACAGAGGAGUGCAAAGGGUAGCAAGUGAACUGCAAGAAGCCACUGGCACAUGGUCAUGGGGCUAAUUCACCAGCUGAGGGCUGUGGGAUACCCGUGCAGCUGGGCGAGAAACUUUGCCUCCCAGAUGUGGAAGAUGAGCCGAACACCAUCCGGGAGUUCAAUGGACUCUGACCUUGAGGGCUCCAAUCCCACCUCCCCUUCCAGCGAAGAUGACUAUCUCUGACCUCCUACUCACCUUCCUCACCCUGCAUCCCAACUCAAUCCUACACCUCAAAGAUUUCCAGGGGACACCACUGCUGUCAGAGAGUGACCAAGGCAAAGACACUCCAGCAGGAGGUCACAAAGGCUCUUGGAUGAGGAUUUUUGUGUGUGUGUGUCUGUGUGUGUGUGUCUGUGUGACUUGCUUUGUUUUCAUUUGUUGGUUUUUUUCUUAAAUAUGAGAGCUGUUAGGAUGCAAACAGGUUUUUGGUGAAGUUUCUGGGAAUUUCAGGUUUGAAGAGUAAUAAGAGAGCCCUGACCCAUGCUGGAAGGACAUCCAAUGAACACUGCAGGGCUUGUUUUUUAGUCAUUACAAAAGAAUACACUGCAUUCUUAAGAUGUACAGAAAGAAAAAGCAGGCAGGGAGGAGCACAUUUUAACUAGGAAUCAGCAUAAAUAAACUACUGAUUGAACAGGCUAGUGUACUAAAGUCCUAUCCGUGCAAUGCUGGAAAUAUUUAAAGAACAAAUUUUAAAGUUUUGUUUCUUCUUCUAUUUAUUUUUUAAAAUAUUAAAAAGGAAAAAAAAAUCCUGUAUUUUGUGCCGGUAUCUGGAUGCUGACCUGCAGAACAAACCCUUGCCCAGAGACUCCCCAAGAGCCAUGACUGCCAGAGGCUGAGUAAGGCACAUCUUUCUCAACCUAAGGGUUCAGCUGGAAGAGAUAAGCUUGGAAAAUUAAUUAUCUCCUUUUGCUCCCUGUGUCCAGAAAAAUUAACUUUGACUUUUGCUGCAAACUUCAGUAUGGAUAUAGGGGUUUUGAACAACCCAUGCUUGGAGGACUGAAGCCAAGCCUAUGUUGGGCUGUAAUUCAAACAUUAACUUGGCCAUCGGGUUUAAACCAGCUGAUGAUUUUAUUGUGAUUUUUGUGUGUGUUUCUGUGAAAAGCAGCUCUUCAUGAGUCCUAGCUGGACCUGAACCACUCACAGCAAGGGUAGACCCUUGAUUUUGGUGGUAUUUUCUCCAUCUUUGAUUGGCUGUACUCAUCUGCUGGCUGUUUGUCUCAUCUGCCACCCAAUGCCACACGGUGCGGACCAGCCUACUUUGGAGCAGAGAUGGGACCUGCUGGCAGAGAGGAGGCUGAAACCAUAUUGUGUCUGGGAGGACGCAGGGAGAGAAGCCCAGGGGUGCCUUUCCAAAAUCCAGGCUUCGAAGGAAGACAUGGCUGGGUGUGGGGUAUCAAGAGCGGGGACAAUUGUACAUUAAGAUCUGGUGUUGGUGUAACCCACCCUGAGUGGAUCUCAGUAGAUGCUGAAGCCACUCUUGGUCCUGUGCGUUCAGCUGGGUCUGACUGCUUUUGUACAAGUCCAUAUUGUGGGGUGUCACGUGCUGCUCUGCUAAGCUCAGCUGAGCUCAGGUCUCCAACACCAUGGUGUGCCAGGCAGGAUUGGCAGCAAUGCCUACCAGACCUCAAGGACUGUGACAUUCGAGUGGGAUGCAGCAGUGACUUACGACUUUGCUUGCUCCAUCAAAGCAAAUGAGAGGCUGCACAGAGACAUCCACCAGCCAGACAGGGCUGCUAGGAGAUCCCCUUCCUCCAUCAUCUCCUACCCAAAGGACUCUGGUGAUGGGAGCAUGGUUACACCAAGGCUACAUUGGCAGCCCAGCUGCCUUCUCACCAUCCAUCUCUGGUAUUUCUCUCCCUUCCCCAGCUGCCAUGAUCCAGCUGUCCCAGGAAUCCCACUUGUCCUUAGAUACAUGCCUAUCAUCGCCACACCAUCAUUGCUUUUUCUGAGUCUCCAGCUAUCCCUGCCACUCACUGCACACUCAGCAGACAAUGCAGCACAGCAGUGUUUUCCAGAGCUGUCCUGGGUCAUCUUUCCCCUGCCACCACCCUCAUCCCUCCACUUACAGCUCUGUUGGCAUCCCAUGCACCCCAUAAUUUUGGGCAGGGGUGGGACUCUGUGUGUGUGUACCUGUGUGUCUUAUGUAUUAGCAUCUGCUGGCCUCUUUGUAUUCACAUCAACGAUGUAACAUGAAAAAACGUGUCCAAGUGAAAUACUCCAAUUAAAAAGCAUCAAGUGG